This is a messenger RNA of Grus americana (Whooping crane), 3193 nucleotides long. It is a transcript of the gene NIFK, whose product is annotated as nucleolar protein interacting with the FHA domain of MKI67. NCBI's taxonomy places the organism in Eukaryota, Metazoa, Chordata, Aves, Gruiformes, Gruidae. The record is from RefSeq and is a predicted model, not a curated record. Gene Ontology annotation, biological process: maturation of LSU-rRNA from tricistronic rRNA transcript (SSU-rRNA, 5.8S rRNA, LSU-rRNA). Gene Ontology annotation, cellular component: nucleolus. Gene Ontology annotation, molecular function: RNA binding.
GCGUGCAAGGGGAGUGACGCGUUUCCGCCGGCGGCGGGGAGGGCAGCAUGGCGGCAGCGGCGGCUGAGGCCGUGUCGGCGGAGGUGGCUGCGCCCGUGCCCGCGGCGUCGUCGUCGUUCCUGGCCUUGGAGCCGCGGCUGCAGCGCGAGGUCCAGCAGAAGGUGCAGCGGGUCCGCAACAACCGGGCGGCCAAGGAGAAGCUGACGCCGGGCGUGGUGUACGUGGGGCACCUCCCGCGGGGGCUCUGCGAGCCGCAGAUCUACCAGUAUUUCGAGCAGUUCGGGACGGUGACGCGGCUCCGGCUCUCGAGGAGUAAGAAGACGGGAGCUAGCAAAGGCUAUGGAUUUAUAGAGUUUGAGUCCGAUGAUGUGGCUAAGAUUGUUGCAGACACAAUGAACAACUACCUCUUUUCUGAAAGACUGCUAAAGUGUCAGUUCAUAUCUCCUGAAAGGGUCCAUGAAAACCUCUUCAAAAACAGUAACAAAAUAUUUCUGAAGCCUUCACAGCCGGCGGUCAGGCGGUACAAUAAGAUACGUUCACUUGUUCAGAAGGCAAAGAUGACAAAGCGACUGCUGCGAAAGGAGAAGCUUCUGCGGAAGAGGCUGGCUGAAAAGGGACUCGAUUAUGACUUCCCAGGAUUUGCUGCACAGGAGCUUUCCAUAAAGAGAAAAAAAGUUAAAACAUCCAAGAAGUCAAAACUGAACAUUUCUUUGAGCAGCCAGGACCCUACUCCAGUCUGCACUCCAACAGUACUCGAGCGCCGGAAAGCUGCUCAGGCGGAUGGUGACACAGAGGACAAUGAAAUAACUCUCAGACUGCCCCCUGCCAGUGUUAAGAAUGCUGUGCAGAGACCAAAGAAGCCAAAGAAAAAGACCAAACCUGAAGAAACAGGAAUAGACUUAACGUUUUGAUGGCUGUAGCCAUGCUUUUCCCUCAACUCAAAAACUGUUGAGGUGGAGCUUCUAGUAGAUCUGCUGCCCUGGCUCGGUUCGUCUUGACUAGACUGUUUCAGUCUUUCCUACACAAGGAAUUUAUUCACAAAUCCUCCCCCUCCUGUUCAGCUGUCAGGGGGCCUACAGUCUUCUCUGCCUUUGAAGAUUUUCUUGACUUUGUGCUCACAAGUGCCCGUGCUGUGACAUGCCUACAGCCGUGCCAAAACCUUCAGUUAAUUCUGUAACUUGUCUCUAGUGCUCACUGUUUCAAAAGAAAACGUGAGGCUGUCCAUUCAGAACUUACUGAUGCGGGCUGUAUCUUACAUUUUAUAAUUAAUGGUGGGUUAUAAAAAAAAAAUUUAAUCAUUUUUCAAUUGUCUUGGCUCUUGGUAGUGGUUCUUCCGUUUAACUGAAUGUCUGUGUGCGUGAGUUCUCACAUAUUUACACAAGUAGAGGGUGAGGGAUCUUUUCCCCAAGGAAGACAUGCCUUGAAUUACAUCUGCUGUUUGUGAUCAAUCAACAUCUACUGCGCUGGCCAGGGCAGAGGCAGAAUACCACGCUGCCUGAGCAAGGCAGUGCAUUUCAACACUACUUUCAGCAGUGCCUGGGGAACUUGGCUUUGCCAGGAUGUGGAGUGGUUGCAGAGGAGUUGGAAAGCCCUGGUGAGGUUGGAAAGCCAAGGUGGUGAGGAGAGACACAGGGAGACGGCUGAAGUCACUUGCAUUCAAGAUUCCCAUUCCUUUCCCCAUGCAGGCAAAAGAUUUGUGUUUGAGAGUGUAUCCUGCUGUGGAGGAGGUAGGGUGACUGUUCUGUCGGCUUGACCGGAGUCACAGCUGUGCUUUCAUUCCUCACAGACUUGUGUAAAAGGUGUUUCAUGCUGCAGAGGUCCCAGGUGUGCAUGUACUGAGGUACUGCUUUACCUCUGGGCUGACCAGGCAAAGGUAACUUGCUAAUUAAUUCUCUGGGGUUUUGUGUGCCAUAAAUGUGCUGUUGCCUGGUUCGGAAGACAUUCAAGGACCUGCAAAGUGUGGUUGGCUUUCGAGUGACUUCUUGCUGAACUGUGGAGAGGAGCAAAUGGUGACAGCUAGCUUGUGUACAGCUGUUCUCAGACUGAGCAAGGCUCUGAGAAGAUUCAUCAGUAAUCGGAGCAGUCUGGAUUGUAUUAGUUCUGUUGUUCUUUGGGCUCUGCAGCAUCUUGUCCCUCUAUUUUUGUUUCACUGCCUGUGUGAAACAAGGGUAUCUUCUGCUUCAGGGGGUGAUAAGCACAUCACAAUAUUGUAAUAAGCACCUGGGUGGGUGAAUGAGGAAUGGGAAGGCUGGGUUUUGUCACCAGUAGUAUGAGUUCAGAGAAUUGAGUGUAGCUUUUUGUCGUGCAUCAAGAUUUAUUCUUGUUCCAAUGUAACCUGUCGUAGCUGGACUGCAGUUAUCCAGUCCUGUUUGAAAUGCAGUUUGUGCAAUUUGAAUGUGGAUUUUUAUUGCAAAUCUGAGACCUGCAGAAAUUCCAGUUUGGGUUUUGUGGCACAUACUUAGCCUUGAUCUUUAAUCGUCUGAGAUGAAACACUCUCUACUACUGCACUGUUGGCUGUAGGUCAGACUUGGCAGAAGAUUUCAGAGGAAAGCCCAGGUGAUAAUAACUGGCUGCUCAGGUAGGUGGCUGGCGCUAAUUCCUUAGCUAUUUUAAGACUCAAACUCCUGGCAGAGGAGAAGAAAUCUGAACCAUUGCCCUGUCUAAUUCUGUCCUAUCUGGCCUGAUGACUUGAAUAAUCAUGUGAUCGUAAUGACAUUCUCUUGGUGACUCAAAUUAGAUCGUUCUCCCUUGCAGCUCUGAACUGUCAGGGAAGCCACUUGGAUGAGCGCAUCUUUGUAUCAAACGCUGGUCAUCUUAGGCAUGUUAGGGAAAUCUGUUGACCAGCCUGAUGGUCACUGACAAUCCUUGUCUUUUAGUAGCAGUGUUGCUGCGUACAUCUGCAGGCUUUCUUCUCUGUGCAUUGUUUGAUGUGAAAUAGGCAGUGUUUACACCUCAGACCUGUGGAAAAUACACCCUUAGCUAAGGUUUGAGGUAAACGUGAUCAGAGUGGUUGGCAGAAAUUGCUUAUCUGUUAGUAACUGCCAUGCAGCUCUGAAAAAACUUUUCUACCUCGACUUCAUGCAACAGAGACCAGCAGAAGAGAAGCAAAGUGUAUGUGCCCAGAAUGGACAGUUUUCUUUUAAAAUCCAUAUUCAUAACUCUGUUGUGCAAAUAAAGAUGGCUGUUGGAUCAU